AGUUACAAAAAAAAAUUAUUUUUAAUUUUAUAUUUAAAAAAUCAUUUUUCAAAAUAAAAUUUAGAAAAUAAAAUUUUUCCAAAUAGUAAAUAAUAAAUUUAAAACUAAAUUUAUAUUAAAAAUGUCGGAUUUAAGCCAAUCAAGACGUAUUUUUUUCAUCAUUUUCUUGUUUGGAAUUGGUAAAAGUAAUUUUCUCGGUAAAAUUCUAAGCAUUGGAGGAACAAAUGUGGGUGCUGUUGAAUAUCAAUGCACAGAUGACAGUGAUUUUUCAUCAAAUGCGUUAAAAUUAGUUUUAAAGUGGUAUCGAUCAAACAUUAUUUCUGAAGGACUGCCGGAAUUAAAUUUUCCUUCCUUGGAACCUCUCAAAAUCAAUAAAAUCAAUUUCGAAACGAAAAAUAAACAAAUUGGAGAUUUAAAUUUGGAUCUGACAAAUCUGACACUGACGAAAUUGGCGACGUUUGAAAUAAAGAGUGCCUGUAUGUUCUUCUUCAGUCGAAGAAUAAUAGUGAAUAUCACGGUACCGGUAAUUUAUGCAAGUGGAAAUUAUAAUUUAUCGGGUGUGAUGGAGAAUCUCUCGCCCGGUAAAAGAAUCGAUUUGAGUGGAUCUGGACAGAUUGAUUUUUCUCUCAAUAAUUUAGAAAUUUACGCUCAUCUCGUCAUUGGUUUAGGAGAUUCGGCAUAUUUGAAGCAUUUUGAUUUUGAUUAUUCCAUAGAAAGAGUGAAUUUGAAUCUUGAAAAUUUAAUGGACACAAAGAAGCACGUCAGUCUAAUUAUGAAUCAAGUUGUAAAUGAAUUAUUUCCCGAAGCUCUUAGACAAUUGAAACCCGAAAUUUUGCCAUCAUCGCACAAUUUUCUCAAAGAGAAAAUAAACAAUAUUGUUAGUUAUCUAACAUUCCAGAAAAUGUUUACAUUUAUGUUGAAAAUUGCCGCAGAUUCCUAAAUUAACAUUUUUUUAGUUUACAACUGUGUAUAUUGAUAUAUUUUUAAUUUAUUGUUAGUGUAUUUUUAUUAUUUUAUUAUUUUAUUAUAAGCGUCAGUGUUUUC
This is a messenger RNA of Leptopilina heterotoma, 1044 nucleotides long. RefSeq lists its product as uncharacterized. Bases 122 to 940 code for a protein of 272 amino acids. The record is from RefSeq and is a predicted model, not a curated record. The transcript is spliced from 4 exons. Lineage: Eukaryota; Metazoa; Arthropoda; Insecta; Hymenoptera; Figitidae.